Messenger RNA from Penicillium brasilianum, 1188 nucleotides. The record is from the annotation of a GenBank genome assembly. Lineage: Eukaryota; Fungi; Ascomycota; Eurotiomycetes; Eurotiales; Aspergillaceae.
CCCUACGUCAUCGCCUCCAUCGCCCGAAUUAUCGAAUUAUCUUGAUAUACAAAACAGCAAAUACAUACCUUUGACAGCUCUAGUUAUCCACAUCCCACGUUACAGGGAAACUUACUUUCUCCCAACUAUUUCUAAAUUAACUUAACCUAUUACUUGCUAUUAUUUCCAAGCAACUUCAUCUACACGCGCGAUGUCUCUCGACCCAGUUACCAGUGGCCUAGGCCGUGGCCUACCCGUCAACAAAGUCACCGACACAGCCACCGACACAGUCCAAUCGACCGCCCAAAAGCCCGUCCAACAAGUCACGGAAACGACCAAACCCCUCACCGACCCGGUCAUGCCGGGCGAAUUCCCUUCAGAAGACCGAUCCCGCAAGGACGCCGACCAGCCUCCACCCGAGAUCAACUUCCGCGGCCUCUGGGCCGGAAUCACCCACUGGUUCGCAUCGAUGAUACCUCAGGCCUUUGACGGCUUCGAGUGGCUAGUGACAUGGCUCGUGAACCGGUACCUGCCACCACCGAAACAGGCGGCACUGUACGAGGAGGCGCUGAAGCGACCUAUUGCGUCGACGUUUCUCGUUUGCCAGGCGAUAUGCUGCGGUGUGCCGCUGUUAGUAUUCCUGGUCGGAGUGGUUAUAUUUGCGAUUAUCGCGGUCUUGUUGUGGGCGGUCUUGGCGCUGUUGAUUCUCGGACCGAUUCUGCUUGUUGCGAGUAUGAUGGGAGUUUCGUUGUGGGGUUGGGGGUGGGUUUUGUAUGGAUUGCUUAAGUGGGUGGAUCGACGGUUUUUGGGUGGCAUGAUUGCGCGCUUUUGGCUGCCGAAGACGCAGGAGGUAGAGAAGGAAGCGAAGAAUGGUGACGGGGAGACGGGCCAGGGUGAGAUGGGGACGGAGACGGAGACGGGGGUGGAUGAGAAGAAGGAUAAAUGAGGUGCCGUCAAGUCAUGGUUUUGAUUUUGAAGUUUUGGAUGAAAUUGUUACAUGAACAGCUAUGAUAAUGGAAGCUGUUCGUUUGGGUUGCCUUUAUUUUUGCUUCUUUCCGUCGCAUAUGCAGAUGUGGAAUGAGAUAUGAUUCACUCUCUAACGCAUGGCGCGUGUGAUGUACUCCGGAUAAAGUAUAGAUAUCACACACGAGACCGAGGACCAUCUACUUCUCCACCAAGGGAUUCCGACGGCGGCAGGGUCGCCUGAUG